Mucor velutinosus is the source of this 225-nucleotide messenger RNA. RefSeq lists its product as uncharacterized. The coding region runs from base 1 to 225 and encodes 74 amino acids. The transcript is spliced from 2 exons. NCBI's taxonomy places the organism in Eukaryota, Fungi, Mucoromycota, Mucoromycetes, Mucorales, Mucoraceae. The record is from RefSeq and is a predicted model, not a curated record.
AUGAUGAACCCAUUAACGUUACCUGCAACUUGUGAAUUAUGUGGCAAUUGGCUUCCUGGACAUUCGGCUUCCUGUCCUCGAAAUGGAGUACAUCCAUCGCAAUGGAAGGAUAGUCAAUUCUAUCCAGCUAUUGAAGAACAAUUCACUAGCGUGGAAUGCAUUGACAAUGAUGAACAGUGGUGCGCUGAUUAUCCUGAUGUUCAAUUUGACAUCAAUGCUGAUUAA